Anopheles arabiensis is the source of this 2401-nucleotide messenger RNA. RefSeq names its product proton-coupled amino acid transporter-like protein CG1139. Lineage: Eukaryota; Metazoa; Arthropoda; Insecta; Diptera; Culicidae. The record is from RefSeq and is a predicted model, not a curated record. Gene Ontology annotation, biological process: amino acid transmembrane transport. Gene Ontology annotation, cellular component: vacuolar membrane. Gene Ontology annotation, molecular function: amino acid transmembrane transporter activity. Bases 241 to 1605 code for a protein of 454 amino acids. The transcript has 9 exons.
UGCCCAUGCUUGCGCUCAGAUGGCCGUCGACCGUCGUCGUAAGCGGAAGUGAACCAACUCAUUUGGUGCUGGAUUUAAAGUGUUGGUUCUUGCGGUGUAGUUGCAUCGUGUGUUCAAGUGUUUAUUCAAGGGGCCAGGGAUAAGGCUCAAUCACUUUACUGUGCGCAACUCUGGGCGGUACGGAGACACAGUUGUGAACGGCAGGCGUGAAGCGACACACCACAACCAACCCACCCCAAGAUGAGCAGCUCGGGCGGAAGUCCCUCGAAGAAGGGCACCACCAGCGUGGACAUGCAAAUAUUCGCCACCAAUGGGAACACGAUCGUCGACGAGAGCUACGACCCGCAUCUGCACCGGAACCGGCCGCACCCGACGACCAACUUUGAAACGUUGGUCCACCUGCUGAAGGGAUCGCUUGGCACGGGCAUUCUCGCGAUGCCGCAAGCCUUCUACAAUGCGGGAUACAUCUCCGGCGUGGUGAACACGAUCCUGAUCGGCAUCCUCUGCACGUACUGCCUGCACGUGCUCGUCCAGGCGCAGUACGCCCUGUGCAAGCGGCAUCGCGUGCCGAUCCUCACCUACCCGAUCUCGAUGAAGAUUGCGCUCGAGGAGGGUCCGGAAUGUUUGCGCCGGUUCGCCCCGUACGCUGUCGUCAUCGUGGAUGGUUUCAUGAUCGUCUAUCAGCUCGGUAUUUGCUGCGUGUACAUAGUGUUUGUGGCGACCAACAUUAAGCAGCUGGUGGACUACUACUGGCUCGAGCUGGAUGUGAAAAUUCACUGUCUGAUCCUGCUAGUGCCGCUGAUCGGGAUCAACAUGAUCCGGAACCUGAAGGUGUUGGCGCCGUUCUCCACGCUGGCUAACUUGAUUACAUUCGUCGGCAUUGGAUUGAUACUGGCCUACAUUCUGGACGAUGUUCCACCGAUCUCCGAACGUCAGCCUGUGGCUGAGUUGGGCAAAUUUCCCCUCUUCUUCGGCACAACGCUGUUCGCGCUGGAAGCAGUCGGAGUGAUCAUAGCGCUGGAAAAUAAUAUGGCCACCCCGAAAUCAUUCGGCGGCUCGUGCGGUGUACUUAACGUGGGCAUGAUUGUGAUUGUCUUCCUGUACGCCGGCAUGGGCUUCCUAGGCUAUCUGAAGUACGGCGCUGAAUCGGCCGGCAGCAUCACGCUCAAUCUGCCCCAGGAGGAAAUCAUGUCCCAAUCGAUCAGAGUUCUGUUCGCCAUAGCCAUCUUCAUUUCGUACGGCUUGCAAUGCUACGUGCCGGUGGACAUCAUCUGGAACGUGUAUCUGGUGGAGAAGUACCGCGACUCCAACAACAAGCUGGUGUACGAGAUGUUGGUGCGAAUUGUUGUCGUCAUUACCACUUUUCUGCUGGCCGUUGCCAUUCCUCGCCUGGGUCUGUUCAUCUCGCUGUUCGGUGCAUUCUGUCUGUCCGCGCUGGGCAUUGCCUUUCCCGCGAUCAUGGAAAUCUGUGUGCUGUGGCCGGAUAAGCUGGGCCCGGGCAAGAUUACACUCUGGAAGGACAUCAUUCUGAUCGUGUUCGGCAUUGUCGGGCUGGUAGCUGGCACGUACACGAGCGUGCGCGAUAUUAUUCUUAGCUUCAUGUAAAGCAGCCCGGACCGAGCCGGUAGCUUCUUGCGCAGGCUGCCAGCGUGGCCGCAAGAUAGCACAGUACAGGACGACCAAGUAGCUGCAGAUCGACUACGCAGAAGAAGAAAAAAAACAAGGGCAACAAACCAAACAGAUACUACUUACAGCUAUCUUUCCUAGCUAAAAGACGCGGUUGUGCACUAAAGCUUCCUUAGGGUGAGGGCAUUUGUUCCGACCGUUCCUUGCUGCACACCGGGCCUGAGCCGGUGCUGAGUGAUUCGUCGUACACUGGGUAGUGAAGAUUUGUAACAUAUCAUUUGUAGCAUCGAACCCAGUAGAAACUAUUCAUUCGUGUCUGGUUAGCUAGUAUUGAUUUCAAGCCAAGCAGCCCACAGUACGCAAGCUUGCUCAGGUGUGUAAGGUUUUGCGUUUUCAAAAGCAGAUAGCAGAAGUUUAAGCGAGAUUGAUUUUCAACAAAAUAACCGCACAGCAACCUCAAACGGGACUAGGAAGGAAGAAGUGGAUGGCUAAGCCUAGUUUAGAGCAGAGUUAUAAAUUUGCAUAUCAAAGCCAGCGCGUGGUGUAAGCGUUCUCACGCAUUCUUUUUGUAGAAAACGGUGAUAGCGAUAGCUUUGUACAAUCACUCAACGCACCACCACCACUACGAUUACGCAGGAAAUUGGCGGCUGAGUGGGCCAGCAACGAACUUACUAUGUAUGUUUAUGCUUUACGCGGGGACGCGGCAGCGCUUCCCGCUUCAGAAUAAGCAGCAGCGCGACAAGCAAAGCGAGAAUAAAGCAAACGAGGGGCGAAA